AUGACGAGAAGGAAAUCUCCGGUCGUCUUGCCUCAACCCGCUACACCGGUUCUUCGUCGAUCGGCGAGGCUUAUCUCUCUGCAAAACCGAGAUGGUCAAGUGAGAUCUGGGAAAGAUCUGGCCUUUCGCUCGGAACCACCACCGAGGAGAAGCGGCCGGAAACUCGUCGCAGAAGUAUCCGGGAGAUUAGCGUUCGAAGAUUCGAGCUCGAAGAAAUCCCCUGGAUCCAACAGUUCGAUUGAUGGGUUUCCUACGCCGAGGCGAUCUCUUAGGAUUUCGAAAAUGGGAUUUUCCGAUGCCGGCAAAGAGGAGCCUUCUCGGUGUGAUUCUGCGAAACCUGCAGUUACCCCAUCGUCUCGCGUGAAAUCGACCAAUGCCUCGUCUUCUUUUACUCUGAGACGAUCUCCUAGGUUCUCGAGUGGAGGAGGAUCUCUGAGACGGUCUCCUAGAUUCUCGAGUGGAGGAGGAUCAGGUAACUGUGUUUUGAGUAGAUGUAGUACGAAUUCAAUUUCAUCUGAGAAAGGAAACGGUGGAGAUAGUGUGAGAUCUAGGGACAGAAGUAGAAGUAGAAGUAGAAGUAGAAGUCGUCCUCGUCCAAAGACUAAGCAGAUGUUUAGAGAUAGUGAUGAUAAUGAAGAAGAAGAAGUUAACUGUGUUUUGAGUAAGAGUUGUACGAAAUCAGUCUCAUCUGAGAAAGGAAAUGAAGGAGAUGGUGUGAGAUCUAGGGACAGAAGUAGAAGUAGAAGUCGUCCUCCUCCGAAGACUAAGCAGAUGUUUAAAGAUAUUGAUGAAGAAGAAGAAAAAGAAGAAGUUACUGAGAAGAAAAGGAUGAGACUUGCAAAGGAAAACGAGGAAGAAAAUGCUGUGCCAAAAGCUGAUGAAGGGAAGAGAAUAGAAAUGGAAGUAGUAGAAGAAGAAGGAGGAUUGAAGACAAAGAACAAGCUUGAGAAAGGAUGGACAGAGGAGCUGGAGGUAGCUUUACAGGGAGCUUAUUUGACAGUGAAGCCAAGCCCUCAUUUCUGGAAGAACGUUUCUAAGAUGGUACCUGGAAAAUCGGCUCAGGAAUGUUUCGAUAGAGUGAACUCAGAUCUCAUCACUCCUCGUCAACCUCAGCCUCGAUCAAGAGCCAGGAAGACAAACUUAUCACCAAUUCCCCACUUCUCGCUCUCUGCAACCAAACUCUUGAAACCCAAUUCACCAAAGACUAAGGUACGGCAGCGCAGAAACAAUCUCUCAAAGAAAACGAUCAGGCAUUUACUUGAGAAGCAAAAUCAAAUGGAUCAAGGUCUUGGAUAUGAUCUCUUCUCAGUUCUUGAGCCUGGCUGCACAAGCAACUUUCUCUCAACUCCCAUGGAGAAAGGGAAAACUCUUCCGAAAAUCCUUGAAUGUCCAGUGCCUGCUUCAAGUGAAGAUCAAACAAAGCUCGUUAGCCCUGCAGUGCUGAAACCGGUGAAGAACAAGGCGUUGCAUGAGAAGUACAUUGAUCAUCUGCAUGCAAGGGAAGCUAAAAGAAAGGCAGAGUCUUCUAGACUGGCCCGGAAAGAGAACAUAAGGCCUACUGAGAAUCAGAAGAAGGAUUCAGUUAUAGCGGCUAAAGAUGCCCUUUUCUUUGAUGUACAAGAUGCAGUCCAGAAGCUUAAGAGUUUGCAGGCUGAGAACUCAUCUAGCUCUUCAGAACUUUGCUAUGACACUGACGAAGAAGAUGAAACAAUCUAG
Microthlaspi erraticum is the source of this 1716-nucleotide messenger RNA. NCBI's taxonomy places the organism in Eukaryota, Viridiplantae, Streptophyta, Magnoliopsida, Brassicales, Brassicaceae. The record is from the annotation of a GenBank genome assembly.